AAAACAAAAAUUAAGAGCAACUCCAGUUACUCCAUCCGACACUUAUUUCUUCGGAUCUUCAUAUAUAUUAUUCCAGGUUUUUAUUGUUUGAUUUAGUAUGGAGGAACCAGCUCAUAAUCCUUCUCUAAAGGAUAAAUGGAUAAUCGACAUUGAAAGUGAACUCGAGAAAACGUCUCCGAUAUCUUCAAGUUGGAGCAUCUGCAAAGUUCCGAUAAACCUUCGAUCGGUAAAUGAAGAAGCUUAUACUCCUCGGAUUCUCUCAAUUGGACCAAUCCACCAUCAUCAAGACAAAAAGUUCUUGCGUAUGGAGGAUCACAAACGGUGGUACCUAAACGAACUCUUCACGCGUGCGGGAAAAUCAAAUGAAAUUCUCGGUGUUUUUUACGAUACCAUCUUAAAUCUUGAUAAAGAUGUCCGCGCUUGCUAUGCAGAACCUAUCGUGUAUGAUAAACAGGAGCUUGCGAAAAUCUUAUUAUAUGAUGCAGGGUUUAUGCUCGAGCUUUUCCUCAGAGACUCCUUUCCAGAUUCGAGAAAACUAGAUGAUCCCAUAUUCACAACUACUUGGAUGAUCGCACCGCUGCUGCGUGACUUGGCGCUUCUAGAGAAUCAGAUUCCUUUCUUUGUUCUAGAAUCUUUGUUUAAGCUUAUAGCACCGCCCGAAACUGCUGGUAUUACAACGCUCAAUGAGCUUGCUCUUAAUUUUUUCAAGCCAAUUUUGAAUAUCAAGGAAGAAGUAUUCCCCGCAAAAUGCAGGCAGAACGGCAUCCACUUGCUUCACUUGUUGUACAAUUGUUAUCUUCCUUCAAAUCCCAGACAUUCAAGAAAUGAGGAAGCAUGGGAAUUCACACAUUCUGCAACAUCACUCCGUCGGGCUGGGGUAGAGUUUGAAGAGAAUUCGACAAACGACUUGUUGGACUUACAAUUCAACAACGGCACAUUCAAAAUUCCACCGCUGCACAUUUAUGACUAUACUGAUUCACAUUUCAGGAACCUUAUGGCUUUCGAACAAUGUCAAAAAGACAGUAAACAUUAUAUUACAUCAUACAUCAUGGUCAUGGAUAAACUGAUCGAUACAACAUAUGAUGUCGAGCUACUUAAACGAAAGGGAAUCAUUUUCAAUGAAUUGGGUGGCGGAGAUGAUGUUUCGAAUAUGUUUAACAAUAUUUGCAAGGAAAUAGUUUUGAAAGACUUCUAUUUUCAAGAAUUAUGCAAUAACGUUAAUGCUUACGCUAAGUCCCCUUGGCCCCGUAAUAAAGCUAUAUUGAGUCGUAAGUACUUUAACAAUCCAUGGAGUAUCACGUCCUUCGUGGCUGCAGUUGCACUUAUUCUUCUUACUUUCUUGCAGACCCUGUAUUCUAUGCUUUCUUAUCACACAAGUUGAUACUUGUUCUGUGCUUUGUGGUCUUGAAAAUAUUUGUGGUUUCUUCUUGUAAAU
Messenger RNA from Tripterygium wilfordii, 1435 nucleotides. Its product is annotated as UPF0481 protein At3g47200-like. Lineage: Eukaryota; Viridiplantae; Streptophyta; Magnoliopsida; Celastrales; Celastraceae. The record is from RefSeq and is a predicted model, not a curated record. The transcript is spliced from 2 exons. Bases 98 to 1381 code for a protein of 427 amino acids.